AUCUUGGGUAAGGCUUCGGCUGUUUUAUUCCCGGAUGUAAACAACUCAGAGCACAAGGACACUGUUGGUGAAGUAUUCUGUGGGGCGGAAAACAGUAACAGCAUGGCGGAAGGCAGCCGCGAACCCACCAACAAGGAUCUGCUGGAUUGUAUGAAGGCCAUGGGGGAUAAGCUUUGUACUAUGGAGAAAAAGCUGAACUCUUUAGACACUCUUGAAAAGAAGGUUUCUAGUUUUGAGAAGGAACUCAACAAGAUGUGGGUAGCUAUUGAGGACCGUAUAAAAUGUACAGACGCGAAGUUGGACGGCCUUGUAGACCGUAUCGAGACGCACGACGUGGAGGCGGCGCUGAUGACUAAGAGGGUCAGCAGGUUGGAAAAGCAGCGUGAUGAUCUACGGGAUGACGUGGCAUACUUAAAGUCUCAAUCUAUGAGAAACAAUUUAGUUUUUACUAACAUCCCAGAGGAUAAUACUUCCGGGAACGAACCAGCCGAUGUUACGGAAUCCAAACUACGACAGCACCUACAAGAGAAGCUCAAGCUGGCGAAGGAGACGGCUGAGUCCAUUCGCUUCGAGCGCAUCCACCGUUCUCCGGGACAUCCGGUACAAGGGCGAAUUCACAACGUCAUUGCUAAAUUCACGUUUUUUAAGGACAGGGAACUUGUACGUCGCGAGUGGAAGCAGUUGGCUGGCUCCGGUUGCCAAAUGUAUGAACAGUUUCCGCCGGAAGUGAUGGACAAACGACGACGUUUAGUGCCCAAGAUGAAGGACGCCAGGAAGGAGGGUAAGCGUGCGUGGAUCAUCUUUGACACCCUGUACGUGGACGGCAAGCCGGUGCGGACGUAGGGACACGACGGGAGUGAGCUGUCAGUUCUCUCGUGGAACGUCCACGGUCUCACUAGGGACAAGAAGGAGAGCAGCGACUUUGUAAAUAUCUUAGAUAAAUAUGACAUUUGUUUUUUGUAUGAAUCAUGGUGUGAUUCUUCUAGCAAUAUUGAAUUAAAGGGGUAUAAAUCGCAUAAUUUUUAUCGUAAAUUUCAGCAUAGGAACGCUAAAAGAAAUAGUGGGGGUAUUGUUUUGUAUUAUAAAGAUUGUUUAAGCGAGGGAAUUGAAAUUAUUAGAAACCACUUUGACACAAUUAUAUGGCUUAAGUUUGACCACAAUUUUUUUAACACAGUUGAGGAUAUAUAUUUAUGUGGUGCAUAUAUUUGGGGCGAAGAUUCACCUAUAUAUAACACUGUUAAUGUUGAUUUGUUUGAUAUUUUAGAACAUGAUUUGUCUUUAUAUGACAGUCUUGGUAAUGUAUAUGUAUGUGGUGAUUUUAAUAGUAGAACGAGUAAUAAAAAGGACUAUGUAAUACAUGAUAAAUAUAAUUGUAAUAUUGACAGCCCUGAUUAUGACUUUGACUGUAUCCCCGAUAGGGCCUCUAUCGACAAAUCAAGUAAUAGCCAUGGGAUAAAACUAUUAGAUAUAUGUAAAGGGUCAAGUAUUCGUAUUGUUAAUGGUCGUAUUGGUAACACUGAUCAGUAUACUUUUUUGUCACAUAACGGUUGUUCUAUGAUUGAUUAUUUAUUGUCAAGCGAGCGUAAUUUCUCACAGAUUAAAGAAUUUACUAUUAAAUCUUUCAAUGAAUGGAGUGACCACGCUCCGUUACAUAUUUCAUUGCUAUGCAAUACUAUUGAACCUAAUACUACAAAGUACUCGGAGCUUAAAUU
This is a messenger RNA of Mya arenaria, 1712 nucleotides long. RefSeq lists its product as uncharacterized. The transcript has a single exon. Lineage: Eukaryota; Metazoa; Mollusca; Bivalvia; Myida; Myidae. The record is from RefSeq and is a predicted model, not a curated record. Bases 103 to 843 code for a protein of 246 amino acids.